Molecule: messenger RNA, 3177 nt
Organism: Arabidopsis lyrata subsp. lyrata
Lineage: Eukaryota; Viridiplantae; Streptophyta; Magnoliopsida; Brassicales; Brassicaceae
Product: probable pre-mRNA-splicing factor ATP-dependent RNA helicase DEAH2
Exons: 1
Coding region: 376-2421 (681 amino acids)
Cellular component (GO): intracellular anatomical structure
Molecular function (GO): RNA binding; ATP binding; RNA helicase activity
Source: RefSeq, a predicted model, not a curated record
GCACCAAAUUGAGUCAUGUUUAAAACCUUGUAAUGCGGGGAGUGGAAAGUGGAUAUGAGCCUCUUCUUAAUAGAUUUACACCACAUGCUGUAUUUAAAUUUUUUGGCCCAAAUAUAUUAUUAAAAUCUAAUUUUCGGGCCAAGAUCUAUUCUUUUCCUACAAAACUUAGCAGAAAUUUUUUUAAAAGACAGAUUUAGUUGCACUUCUGCCCACCUAUACUGGACCGGGCCUGACCAGAUUCCAAGCAAUUUAAUUAUUUCCUACAUGAGAUAAUCAAAUCCUCUCUAGAAUUAGUUUUGUUGAAAAGGAAAUUAAGUUUCGUUAUAAAUACAGGAAGUGGUUGUUUAAGGUUUUUGGUGAAUAGAAUUGAUAAGAAUGGAUAUGAUGAAGAAGGCGUAUUCUGCACGGUAUUUCGAAAUACUGGAGAAGCGGAAGAAUCUACCAGUGUGGGUUCACAAAGAAGAGUUUCUUCAAACGUUGAAGGAGAAUCAGAUAGUGCUAUUGGUGGGUAAGACCGGAAGUGGUAAAACAACACAGAUCCCACAGUUUGUUUUAGAAGCAGUGCUCAAUGAAAACCCUAGCUCUGGUCCUAAGGGGAAGAAGUGGUUGGUUGGGUGCACGCAGCCUCGUAGAGUUGCAGCCAUGUCUGUGUCGCGUCGUGUAGCUGAAGAGAUGGAUGUAGAGAUCGGGGAAGAAGUUGGUUACACCGUUCGUUUUGAGGAUUGCAGCAGCUCCAAAACGGUCCUCAAGUACCUAACCGAUGGUAUGCUUCUGAGAGAAGCAAUGGCGGAUCCGCUGUUAGGGAGAUACAAAGUGAUUGUUCUCGACGAGGCGCAUGAGAGAACUUUAGCCACGGAUUUGCUAUUAGGUCUUCUUAAACAAACCUUAAUUAGUCGACCUGAUCUUAAGCUUGUUGUGAUGAGUGCAACCCUAGAAGCCGACAAGUUCCAAAAGUAUUUUAUUGGUGUGCCUCUUAUUAAAGUCCCUGGUAGGCUCCAUCCAGUGGAAAUCUUGUAUACUCGAGAACCCGAGAGGGACUAUCUCGAGGCUGCGAUUAGUACUGUUAUCCAGAUCCACAUGUGUGAGCCACCUGGUGAUGUUCUUGUUUUCUUAACAGGGGAAGAAGAAAUUGAAGAUGCUUGCCGCAAAAUCAUCAGUAAACUUGGAGAUCAAGUCAAAGUCGUGCCAUUGUAUUCCACUAUGUCACCUGCUAUGCAACAGAAGAUAUUUGAUCCUACACCGCAGUCAGUGAGAAAGAUCAUUGUAUUCACCAACAUUGCAGAGACUUCUUUAACCAUUGAUGGAAUUGUUUAUGUGGUUGAUCCUGGUUUCUCCAAGCAGAAGCUCUACCACCCAGACACUCGUGUGGAAUCCUUGUUAGUGUCCCCAAUAUCACAGGCAAGUGCUGACCAGAGAGCUGGUCGUGCCGGUAGAACACAGCCUGGAAAAUGUUUCAGGCUUUACACACAGAAAAGUUUCAAUGAAUUGGAGAAGCAGAGUUCUGCUGAGAUACUAAGAUCAAACCUUGCAAACACAGUUCUGACCUUGAAAAGACUGGGUGUGAAAAACUUGGUACGCUUUGAUCUUAUGGAUGCUCCUGCUCCUGAGACCCUCGCUCGGGCCUUGGACGAUUUGUAUCAUUUGGGAGCACUAGAUGAUGACUGUAACUUGACAAAUACAGGUGAGAUGAUGAGUGAGUAUCCCUUAGACCCACAGAUGGCAAAGAUGCUCAUAGUCAGUCCUCAAUUCAACUGCUCAAACGAGAUUCUUUCGAUUUCCGCGAUGUUAUCAGUACCAAAUUGUUUCAUCAGGCCAAGAGGAGAAGCUCAAAAAGCAGCAGAUGAAGCCAAAUCUAGUUUUGCACACAUUGAUGGAGACCACCUCACACUCUUGAAUGUGUUCCACGCUUUCUUGCAAAACAACCAAGACUCAGAUUGGUGCUACGAAAAAUUCAUAAACUACAGAGCAAUGAAGUCUGCAGUUAGUGUAAGAGAGCAGCUGGUCCGGAUCAUGUCGAGGUUUCAGAUUAAGUUGUGCAGCCCAGGUUUCAACAGCCGCGACUAUUACGUCAACAUUAGAAAGGCCUUGCUUGCCGGUUAUUUCAUGCAAGUGGCUCACCUAGAACGCACUGGCCACUACUUGACGUUCAGAGAUAAGGACGACCAAGUGGUUCACUUGCAUCCUUCCAAUUGCUUGGAUCACAAACCGGAGUGGGUGGUUUACAACGAAUAUGUUUUCACUAGCCGAAAUUUCAUCCGAACUGUCACACAUAUUCGUGGUGAAUGGCUAGUAGAUGUUGCACCACAUUACUAUAAGCUUGCCAACUUUCCCAAUUCUGAGGCUAAACGAGUACUUCAAAAGCACUAUAAGAAGAGGAAACUGUCAGAAGAAAGGAGUUGUAAAUUGUACCUUUUGCGCUAGCAAUUCAGAAAGAGAGUUUUGUUUCUAAUUACAUUAGUUUUAUAAUUUGCCACAUUGUUUUCUGGCGAGGAACAAUGAAACAAAGUCUGUAACUUUCAUCAAGCUCCUUAUAUAGGCUCCACCAAGCUUGGUAUCACUCCUGUUACUUGAACCAUUUGCUGCUUCGAUACCUUCACACACACACGUUGAACAUACACACAAGCCAGAUUCAAUUGUCUGAAUAAGAUUCCAAUAUCCAUCCCUUGAUUAACGGUAAUAUGUUUCAAAUCACUAAGCUAUAACCACUUAUUCUGCAAAGCACAAUGAUCAUCAAUUUUAGUAUCUCUACAAAAGUAAUAAGAUCCAGAAGGAUAUACAGUCACUUUAAAUCAUUCAGCACCUAAUUAACGAUAUAUGAAAUGUAUAAGUGAGUAGCUAAAACGCAAAAAAGGUUCUUCAAAAAAACUAAUCUUACUUUUGCAAUUCUGUGCAGGUUUUGGUGCACUCCUACAAUUGUAUAACACCACAAGACAAGAUCAUUACAUUGUGUUUAGUUUUCUGAACACAUGAAACUCUAGGAAAUCAGCAGAGGUACUUAGAAGCAGUAAAGUGAAAUAGCGAAUCAUUGUGGGAAUCUUAGCUUUUGGUAAGGUUCCAAAUAGUAACUUUCAUAAGCUAAUUAUACAACAAUGUAAUGUACCUGAAAAAAACAUGUUGAGCAUGUCUGAAAGUAGAGACAGGCACAAAGACAGUCUCUUGCUGUUUCUGUUGCUAUUC